Molecule: messenger RNA, 2451 nt
Organism: Apaloderma vittatum (bar-tailed trogon)
Lineage: Eukaryota; Metazoa; Chordata; Aves; Trogoniformes; Trogonidae
Product: immunoglobulin-like and fibronectin type III domain-containing protein 1
Exons: 15
Molecular function (GO): protein binding
Source: RefSeq, a predicted model, not a curated record
GUAAAAAUGCCAUUUUCAGAGCUGUGGUCAAAGGCGUCCCAAGCCCUGACGUGAAAUGGACACGUGCGCAAGGAGGAAUGGAUGAUCCUGCCAGAUAUGAAACAUUCUUCAAUAACGUUACGAAUGAAUUCAUCCUGCAGAUAAACAAAAUCACCGCCAAUGACAGUGAUUUGUACCGUUGCACCGCGGUGAACGAAUAUGGGGAGGCUACAUGCACUGCUGGCCUCAGGGUCAUACAAGUUGGCUUUAAGAGGAAAGCAAAAUAUGUUCCUGUUCAUCCUGCUGAUGAGUUGAGGAAGCAGCUUCAGGACUCCAGGAAGAUGCUGAGGAAGCGGGACCCAACACCAAAACCGAAACCUUUGGAUAAAGAAGCCGUCUGGCAACUGUUGCUGCAUGCAGAUAGGAGAGAUUAUGAAAAGAUCUGUUUGAAAUACGGAAUUGUUGACUUCCGUGGGAUGCUGAGAAGGCUGCAGGAGAUGAGGAAGAAUGCAGAGAAUGAACAGGAAGAGUUGAUACAUAGUAUCAGAAACUUCCAACACAUCAAAGUCAACAAGGAGGGGAAAGCUACCUUCAGCCUGGACAUGGAUCUGAAAAAUACUAACAGCAAAGUUUAUCUGCUUAAGGAUGGCGAGAGGCUGAUGUAUGGGACGGGGGAUGAAUACAGAAAGCACUGCCUGAGGCGAGUUGGAAAGAAGUACACUUUCAUUGUCAACGAUGUGCAGCCAGAAGAUGCAGGCGUGUAUCAAGUCAGAGUGGAGGACGUCCCUGUUUUCUCAACCGAACUGGAUGCUGAAUCCAUCCCUGUGAGAUUUGAGCAGCCGCUCCGUGACAUGCGCUGCCCUGAGGAAGAGGACGCUGUCUUUGAGUGCACCCUACGCACACCCUGCCACGACGCCGUGUGGCUGCACAAAACCCACCCCCUCGAGGCGAGCGAGAAGCACCAGAUCUCCGUAUCGCCUGACGGUCUCACCCAUCGGCUGAUUAUUAAAAACGUUGUGCCCUCUGACAAUGGCAUGUACACGCUCGACACCGGUCUCUGCUCCGCAAAUGCCUGGCUUAUUGUAGAACUCAGUAAACACGGAGUCACAGGAACCUGGUUUAAAGAUGGAUUAAAGUUAACAAGCAUGGAUGGAGUCCGUUUUGAAAAGCAAGGUCUAGUCCACAAACUAGUUAUUGACAAAGUGGAAGAUAUUCAUGCUGGGAAAUACAGGUUUGAAGGUGGAGAUAUAAAAACUGAAGCUUCUAUUUUUAUUGAAGAUCCUCCACAGGUCGACAGAGUUCUCCUCAAAAACUUAACGAGUGUUCCUACUGUGGCCAAGGCAGGGCAGAAGGUAAACAUCAAGAUCCCUUUUGAGGGCCGGCUGCCCAUCAGAGCGACGUGGCUGAAGGAUAGGAUGGAGGUAGCAGAUGACACAAGGGUUCGUGUUGAUAAAACAGAGACCUUUACCAUGCUGACCAUCUCCAGCAGCGAGAGGAAGGACUGUGGGGAUUACAAAGUCAGGCUGGGGAAUGACAGUGGCGUCCUGGAGAUCAACAUAAAGCUUGUGGUUCUAGACAAGCCACAGCCACCUGCAGGGCCCAUCAAAAUUGUGGAAAGCUCUGCAGACAACAUCACCAUCGAGUGGAAGCCCCCAAAGGAUGAUGGGGGCAAACCAGUGCAAAACUACGUUGUCGAGAGGCUGCAGGUAGGCAAGAGCGACUGGGUGCCUUUGGGAGAAACCCCCAGGAGCUGCACUACCUUCACCACUAACAAAGUGGAACAAGACGCAAGCUACUACUUCAGGGUGAGAGCUGUGAAUGCUGAGGGAGCUAGUGAUGCGCUGGAAUCGGAGGAAGUGAAGGCUGUCGGUAAAGCUUCACCUGGUGCCCCAGAUCCCCCUGAGAUUGUCAGUGCCAGCAGAGACACCAUCACAAUAUCCUGGAAAGCACCCCGUAAAGCUGGCACUUCCCGAAUAGCGGGAUAUAUCGUUCAAAAACGCAAGAAGGGCACUGUGACCUGGCUGCCAGUCAACAGCGUGCCCGUAGCAGACAAGAAGCUGAAAAUUACCAAUCUCAAGAAGGGGCUGCAGUACGAAUUUCGUGUGGCAGCUGUCAAUGCUGCUGGCGUAGGAGAUCCCAGCGAACCGUCACAGCCCGUCCUGGCGCAGGAUCCUGCCAGUGGAGUGCAGGACCUUAAAGUGAGCAGCAGCGACAGCACUAGUGUCACCUUGACGUGGAAGAGACCUGAAGUAAAAGAUGGGAGUGAUGUGAAAGGCUACGAGGUGGAGAUGCGGUCUCCUAACAGCCUCAACUGGACCAAAUGCAAUGCUCUUCCCAUAGAGAUGACCACUUACACAGUUAAAGGCCUCCAAGGCAAGGGGACGUACUUCCUACGUGUGAGAGCCCUCUAUGACAGUGGCCCAGGAGAAGCUGUGGAGCUUGAAGCUCGCAUCGACGCUGCUUCCCCUGUAG